This is a messenger RNA of Arabis nemorensis, 150 nucleotides long. The record is from the annotation of a GenBank genome assembly. NCBI's taxonomy places the organism in Eukaryota, Viridiplantae, Streptophyta, Magnoliopsida, Brassicales, Brassicaceae.
AUGAAGGCACCUUCACAACAAGACAUGACUUACCACGAUCAAGUCAAGAAACGGCAAGAGGAAAAAGGCUGUUUAUACGCAACACUUUUCGCGUUGUUCUGUUGUUGUUGCUGCGACGAGAAUUGCAAGUGCUGUUGUUGUUGCGUCUGA